UUUAUUAAAAUAAAAUUAUGUUAGUAAAACUCUGAAGUUUGACCUUCUUUGUUAGUUCGAUCGGUCAGAUCGAUUUUUUUUCCUCUCGUAUACUUUGAUUUGAUUGAGUCGUCGUCUACUUCGUCGAAAGUCUCCUCUGAAAUCUUGGUUUCGCAACAAUAUUUUCUUCCUAAACAAUAAUUUCUUGAAGUGUUCAAGCAUUGUGAUCUCUCAUGGCUUCUUCUUCUUCUUCUUCGUCUUGCAUCAAGAGAUACCAUGUCUUUCCGAGCUUCCAUGGUCCAGAUGUUCGUAAAGGGUUUCUCAGUCAUUUACUCUAUCACUUUGCAAGCAAAGGUAUCACGACUUUUAAUGACCAGGAGAUCGAGAGAGGCCACACGAUCGGACCUGAGCUCGUGAACGCAAUUAGGGAGUCCAGAGUCUCGAUAGUGUUGCUUUCGAAAAAAUAUGCUUCUUCAAGUUGGUGUUUAGAUGAACUUGUGCAAAUCUUCAAGUGCAAAGAAGAUCACGGGCAGAUUGUGAUGACCAUUUUUUAUAGAGUUGAUCCGUCUGAUAUUCGGAAACAGAGCGGAGACUUUGGAAACACAUUCGAGAAAACUUGUCAAGGGAAAAGUGAGGAGAUGAAGCAGAGAUGGAGCGAAGCUUUGACUCGUGUUGCAAAUAUAGAAGGAGAACAUUCUUUUAAUUGGGCUAAUGAAGCAUAUAUGAUACAAAAGAUUGCUACAGAUGUUUCAAACCAACUGAAUCUUACUACACCUUCAAGCGAUUUUGAGGGGAUGGUGGGGAUGGAAGCUCACUUGAGAAAUUUGAACUCUUUGUUAUGCUUGGAAAGUGAUGAAGUGAAGAUGAUUGGAAUUUGGGGUCCUGCAGGGAUUGGUAAGACUACCAUUGCUAGAGCUUUCUACAACCAAGUCUCUUGUAGUUUUCAACUUAAAUGUUUUAUGGGGAACCUCAAGGGAAGCUUUAAGAGCAUAGUGGGUGUUGAUGACUAUGAUUUCAAGUUGUAUCUGCAAAACCAACUUCUGUCUAAGAUUUUUAACCAAGGGGAUAUGAAGACAGAUAAUUUAGGCGCAAUCAAAGAAUGGCUACAAGAUCAAACCGUGCUCAUCAUUCUUGACGAUGUAGAUGAUCUAGAGCAAUUAGAGGGUUUGGCUAAAGAACUUUCUUGGUUUGGUUCCCGAAGUCGGAUCAUUAUUACCACCGAAGAUAAAAAGAUUUUGAAGGCACAUGGGAUUCAAGAUAUCUACCAUGUGGAUCUUCCAUCCAGGAAAGAAGCUCUUGAGAUCUUAUGUCUCUCUGCUUUCAAACAAACUUCUAUACGAGAUGGUUUCGAAGAGCUUGCAUAUAAAGUAGCAAAGCUUUGCGGUAAUCUUCCAUUAGGCCUUUGUGUUGUGGGUUCAUCUUUGCGUGGGGAGAGCAAGCACGAGUGGGAACUUCAGUUAUCUAGGAUCGAAACUAAUCUUGAUGGAAAAAUUCAGGACGUAUUAAAAGUUGGAUAUGACAGAUUGUCGAAGAAAGAUCAAUCUCUAUUCCUGCACAUUGCAUGCUUCUUCAGGAAUGAUGUCGUUGGUCAUGUGAUAUCUAUUCUUUCUGACAGUAAAUUGGAUGUUGGAAAUGGUUUAAAGACCCUAACCGAUAAAUCUCUCGUGUAUAUAUCUACCAAUGGCCAUAUAGUAAUGCACCAUCUACUACAACAAUUGGGUAGACAGAUAGUUUUUGAACAAUCUGACGAGCCUGGGAAACGUCAAUUUUUAAUUGAGGCAGAAGAGAUUUGUGAUGUACUGAUAAACGAAACAGGUACUGGAUCUGUCAAAGGUAUAUCAUUUAAUACAUCCAAGAUCGGAGAGGUUUCUGUAAGUAAGGGGGCUUUUGAAGGAAUGUGUAAUCUCCGGUUCCUAAGAAUCUAUGGUAUGUUAGUUGGCCAAGGUACUUUGCAAAUACCAGAGGAUAUGCAGUAUUUACCUCGUCUUAGGUUACUACAUUGGAAUCAUUAUCCGAGAAAAAUUCUUCCUCCAAGAUUUCAGCCAGAACGUCUCGUGGAACUCCAUAUGCCAGACAGCAAUCUCGAGAUGCUGUGGGGAGGAAUCCAGCCCCUUCCUAACCUCAAGAGCCUAGAUUUGAGCUAUUCCUUUAGAUUGAAAGAAAUCCCAAAUCUUUCAAAUGCUACGAAUCUCGAGACAUUGAAACUUAUGUAUUGCUCAAGUUUGGUGGAGCUUCCCUCCUCUAUUUCGAAUCUACACAAACUGAGUAAGUUGAAGAUGUGGAGUUGCACAAAGUUGCAAGUUAUUCCAACCAACAUCAACUUAGCGUCUCUUGAGAAAGUAGACUUGAGUUAUUGCUCGCGAUUAAGAAGCUUUCCAAAUAUAUCGAGUAACAUCAAGACUCUCGCGGUCGGAAAUACAAAGAUAGAAGACGUUCCUUCAUCAAUUGUUGGAUGUUGGUCUCGUCUUGAAUGCCUUGAGAUUGGCAGCAAAAGCCUCAAGAGAUUAACACAUGCCCCGCUAAGUAUAACUUUGCUAGAUAUUAGCAAAAGUGAUAUAAAGAGGAUUCCAGAUUGCAUUGUAAGUCUCCCUUGGCUACAAAAUUUUACCGUGUACAACUGCAGAAAACUGGUGUCAAUUCCGGCUCUUUCCCCUUCCCUUGAGUCCCUAAAUGCAACCGAAUGUGUAUCUCUUAUUAGAGUAGAGAGAGUAGAGACAAAAGGAGAACGAGGACUUCCAAAAUAAUAUGU
Messenger RNA from Camelina sativa (false flax), 2728 nucleotides. RefSeq names its product disease resistance protein RML1A-like. NCBI's taxonomy places the organism in Eukaryota, Viridiplantae, Streptophyta, Magnoliopsida, Brassicales, Brassicaceae. Gene Ontology annotation, biological process: signal transduction; defense response. The record is from RefSeq and is a predicted model, not a curated record. Gene Ontology annotation, molecular function: ADP binding; ATP hydrolysis activity.